Molecule: messenger RNA, 648 nt
Organism: Aspergillus mulundensis
Lineage: Eukaryota; Fungi; Ascomycota; Eurotiomycetes; Eurotiales; Aspergillaceae
Exons: 1
Coding region: 1-648 (215 amino acids)
Source: RefSeq, a predicted model, not a curated record
AUGCUUGAAGAAUGGGACAUUGUGAAGAGCAAGCGCAUACACACACAUGUACUCGGUGAUCCCUAUCACAUUAGGCGAGUUGGGUACUCUCCAGACGGAUCUGAAAUCCAUUUUAUGAGCAGAAGAAACGCCGGUUUGGACCAUGGCCCGGACCUCGGUGAUGGCGAUGGCGAUGAUGAUGAGGAUGAAGGCGCCGAUGAAGGCGAUGAAGACGAUGAAGACGAUGAAGACGACGAAGACGACGAAGACGACGAAGACGACGAAGCCGACGAUUCUGAUGAUAUCUUUGCACUAUACGGCCACAUCUAUGCCUUUGACCCCCAGUCGCCUCCACCGGCCAAACAGCCGGCCUAUGUUUCACUGAGAAACGAGCAAAUUUCCAUAUCAUACAUAAACCAGGCCCGUGGGCAUGCAUCCACGGCACUCGAUCUCUCGGUGGAUGGACGGUGGAUUUGUUUCAACGGCAGAUAUAUCAUGCCUGUUCCGGCGGAGUUCAGUACCAAUGGAGCCUGGAACAAACUGGUAGACACAGAAUAUAGCACGGCCAUGGCUGGAGAGAAACACAUGAUCGCGAUGGUCAAUGGGAACGGCACGGUCACUACGCUGGCAAUUGAUGCGGACAAAUUGGGACAGUGUCUUGGACCAUGA